Messenger RNA from Nicrophorus vespilloides, 423 nucleotides. RefSeq lists its product as uncharacterized. The transcript has 2 exons. The record is from RefSeq and is a predicted model, not a curated record. Lineage: Eukaryota; Metazoa; Arthropoda; Insecta; Coleoptera; Silphidae. Bases 55 to 414 code for a protein of 119 amino acids.
UAUUUUGGUGUUGACACCAUGACAGCUGCACACACGUAUUAAUCGCAGUGAGUAAUGAGUGCUAAUGUCUUUAACUCCUUGGUAAAUACAUCAUUCGUUGAUGUUUUUAUCUUGUACGUUAAUAACAUUUCAGUGUUCCUCACCGACUGCGUAGAGCACAGGACUUCAAGCAUUUAUAACCUUUUUGAAAACCUACCAAAUUACUUGCAGUUCGACGAGUUCCAGCUGACCCUACUAAAAGGCUUCUCCUUGACGCUGAUCAUCACCCUCUUCCUGAUCUACGCCUCCUGGAGAGUGUUUGGUAAAAACAUAUGCGAGCGUUUCAUGAAACCAGCCACCUCCAAAACCAUUGAGGAACUGAAAGCCAGCGUCUCAAGACUCAAGUUACCCAAGGAGCACUCUCCUAGGAUCUAGAGAUGAAUG